Molecule: messenger RNA, 3245 nt
Organism: Nezara viridula (southern green stink bug)
Lineage: Eukaryota; Metazoa; Arthropoda; Insecta; Hemiptera; Pentatomidae
Source: the annotation of a GenBank genome assembly
CGAACCUGGUAGUUACAUUGACCUUGGUCUUCACCAACUUUCGGAUAUGUUGUGUUACCAUAUGGCUAAAGUUGUAUAUUCUAUUUUUCCCUUUAGGUUAGCUAUUAUAUGCUCAUAGAUAUAAUAAAAAUACUAAAUUUCAGGUUAAAAUAAUCAUGAUGGUACUAAUUUGGAAAUAACUUCCUGUUAUUGAGAUUUAGUAUGUAUUACGUGACCAAUUUGUCCUUGAAUAGCCCGGCUCUUUAUCGGUUUUACUUAUCACUUUUUCGUUUGUUCUUUCUCAUUAGUCGGGUUUAACCGUCAACUAAAAACAUGUCACCGAAACAAUUUUUGAAAGACCCGAAGACAUGUGUACAAGAAAUGAUUCUGGCAAUAAUGAGUAUAUAUCCAGGUCUCUCCGCCUUCCCUGAGCAAGGCAUUACAUUUAUUAAUAAGUACAGAGGUUCUAAAGUUGCGAUACUUUCUGGUGGAGGAUCUGGCCAUGAGCCUUUCCCAAUAGGGUUCAUUGCAGAAAAUAUGCUCACUGGAUCUGUAUCUGGUAAUAUCUUUACAUCACCAUCAACACAACAUAUUAUCUCAGCAAUUAAUGUUCUCAAUAACUUGAAUAAAGGAGGAAUACUCAUUGCUGUAUUGAACUACACUGGAGAUCAAUUAAACUUCGGACUGGCUAUUGAAAGAGCAAGGAAUAAAGGAAUUGAGGUAGAGAAAAUAUCAAUCGCUGAUGAUGUAGCGUUAUUAGGAACUGACAAUGCUACUAUUACUGGCAACAGAGGAAUUAGCGGAUGUGCAUUUAUUUUCAAGCUCCUUGGUGCUAUGGCUGAAGAGGACCAAACUCUUCACGAGCUGAAAUAUUCUUAUGAGGAAAUAAAGAAAAGGAUUGCCUCUAUGGGAGCAUGUUUAGUUCCUUGCAGGCUCCCAUCUACCAAUGAAUUACUUUUCGAAUUGAAAGAAGACGAGGUUUCCUUCGGCUGUGGAGUUCAUGGAGAGGCUGGAAUAUCUACAAUUAAGAUGACUAGGAUAGAUGAUAUGGUGGCGCAGGUUUUGAGCAAAAUUUUUCAAUCAGAAAUAAUAAAGCCCGGAGACAAGGUCUGUGUCCUGUUUGGAAACCUGGGCACCUUAACCCAUAUGGAACUCUUGCUCAUCGCCAACAUUGCCCAAAUGCAGCUAGAAAAAAAAAAGAUUAGAAUAGAAAGGAUGUACGUUGGAACAGUGAUGUCUUCUCUUGACAUGAAAGGAUUCCAGAUCUCCGUAUUGAAUGUCAAUCAAAAAGAUUAUUGGCUCAACUACCUCGACAGUCCAACAUCUGCUUUUGGCUGGACUGGGACAUCUCAUUCGUUUACUACUCAAAGGCCUAUGGCUGAAUCAUUGUAUCAUGUUGAUGAGAUGGACGAACCGAUGGAAGGACCGAAAUAUAACGAAAGAGAAAGUAGAAGUUUUAAGAUUGCUGUGAUUGCUGCUUGCCAUGCUUUAAAAGAUAACGCUGAUAAAAUAAAUGAACUCGAUUCAGGAUGCGGCGAUGGUGAUUGUGGUUCCACAAUGGCAAAUUUAGCUGAAGCGAUCCUGGCUCAAAAAGAAGCACUCCCUUGGAAAUGGGUCGGUAGUUGCUUGCUGAAUCUAUCGAAGAUUGCCGAGGCUCAGAUGGGAGGUACUUCUGGAGCAGUGUACUCUCUACUGUUUGCGGGAGCUGCCAAAGGAAUUAGCAGAUCAUGGCAGGAGGGUUGGAUAUCGGCAUUGCAGACGCUAUACACCCACUCACCAGCGAGAGUUGGUCAUCGAACUCUAAUAGAUGCUCUUGCUCCGGCUUGUGAAGCAUACUGUUCCUGCAUAACUACCGGAAGGAUGGGAUGGAAAAUAUGUCUGAAGCAAGCGGUUAUGGCAGCAAAAACGGGUUGCCACAACACUUGUUCAAUGGUACCAAGAGUUGGCCGCGCUGCCUACGCUGCACCAUCUAGGUUAAAGAACUUCGAUGCAGGGGCCUACGCCGUCACAGUUUGGCUGCAAGCAGUUUACCUCGCAUUAGAAAAAUUUUGAAAUUUCAUAUUUAUUAAAAAUACUAUUUAUUUUUCAAGUAACUAUAUUAUUUUAGAAAAAUCUUAUAAAACAAUUUUUAAAUUAAAAUAAGAGGUAUAUAUGUAGGUUAGUUAUCUCUGAGGAAACAAGUUACAAACUUCAGUGGGAAUAGUGAUCACCAUCUAGUUCUGAAGCAGUACUCCACAAGAAUGCUCAAGAUAGCUUAGAUCAUCCUGUAGAUGGAAUAAUUUUCACUUCUUCUUAGAUAAUAAAAACUAACUUAAUCUUCUUGACUUUAAUAAUUAUCAUCCCCAGUACUAUUUCAGAUUAUAAAUCACAAAAAAAAAUUAUAAUGGUCGGAAUUAAAUUUAAAUAAUAGUGGUUAAAUUGAAGCACUGAUAUAAAAAUAAUUUAAUAAAAAUUAAAUUUAUAUUUUUUAACAUAUUUCUCCUUAUCUUACAUUCUAUAUUAAUUAAUUAAAUAUUGAAUUAUUUAGUACUGUACGUCAGUAUUUGGCACCUCAGAUUCUAUCUACAGUAUGAUAGAUCUGAUCUUGAACCUAGCCGGUGGACUCUCAGAAGAACUUGAAGCUAAACUUAAAUGUUUAAUGAAUUGCUCAAUCCGCUUUAUCUUCGGGAUCUCAAGGGAUACGCAUAUUACCCAGUUCUGCACCAAGUUGAAGUGGCUUUAUCCGUUCAACCGCCGUCAGUAUUUCCUUGCUACCUUCCUAUACCGAGCCUUUACAACACAGCGACCUGCCUAUAUUCUACAGAUCCUACAAUUCAAACACUCCUUUCAAUCCUGUGCGUCCGACCUCUAUCCUCCCCCUCACCGAACUGCUGCAUUUGAUAAAUCCUUUUUAAUACAAGUUGUCUCCCUCUGGAACUCUGUAACUUCAGAUAUCCGACACGCAAAAUAAAUAUCCUCUUUCAAAUCUCUCCUCUUCAAACACCUACUCCAUUCCCAAUCCGAUCGAUCACGAAAUGCACUUAAAAACCUAAGCUGUAAAAACCUCAAAGUACACCCAGAUACUCUGAUUAUUUUGUAAUUCAUCGAUAUUUCGUUUACUUAAUUACUUUCUCUGUAUAUUUUAUAUUUACACGUAUUUAUAUCUUUUUAUUACUUAUAACUUUAUUGUAUUCCUAAUCAACCUGUAAAUAAUAAACUGUAUUUUAUGGACACACCCAAAUAUUAAUAUAUAUCUGAGAAGGAGUUAGUUGAGGGUGCGGUCAAAU